Messenger RNA from Penicillium maclennaniae, 645 nucleotides. Its product is annotated as putative transcription initiation factor subunit (TAF30). The transcript is spliced from 6 exons. NCBI's taxonomy places the organism in Eukaryota, Fungi, Ascomycota, Eurotiomycetes, Eurotiales, Aspergillaceae. Gene Ontology annotation, biological process: regulation of transcription by RNA polymerase II; chromatin remodeling. The record is from RefSeq and is a predicted model, not a curated record. Gene Ontology annotation, molecular function: histone binding. The coding region runs from base 1 to 645 and encodes 214 amino acids. Gene Ontology annotation, cellular component: NuA4 histone acetyltransferase complex; Swr1 complex.
AUGGGUGACAAGCCCUCCGAGGUUGAGGGAUUCCCUCAACGAGAGUGGUCUAUCGAGGUCUAUGCCGUUAACGAGAAGGGCGAUCUGGUUCCUGCGACUCUUUUCGACAAGGUCAUCUAUCAUCUUCACCCGAGUUUUGGUAGUCGCGCUGUCCAGAGUACGCCACCUUUCCGCAUCUCAGAAGAGGGAUGGGGUGAGUUUGACAUGCAGAUUGAAUUUGUUGCCGACAAGUCCCAUAUCAUUCAGCACGAUCUGAACUUUGCCCAGGAGCGUUAUGAGUCCAAGCAUGUCGUUGUCUUCAAGAACCCUAAGCCUGCUCUCCUGGAAAAGUUGCGCGAGACAGGUCCUGUCCCCGGUGAUGAGAAUGGCAUGAAGAACAAGCGUGGCGCGACUGGCGAAGAAAGCGCCAAGAAGAAGAAGCGCACUGACAAGAAUGUUGAUAUGGACAAGUUGGCCGAUGGUCUGCAAAAGCUCAACGAGGACGACCUGUUGCAGGUUGUGCAGAUGGUCCAUGAUAACAAGUCAUCGGACUCUUACACCAAGAACGACGUUGAGCAGGGCGAAUUCCACGUCGACCUGUAUACCCUUCCAGACGCGCUUAUCAAGAUGCUCUGGGACUUCACGGCGGAGCGUGGCUUCCUGUAA